GCAGUAGAGCCGCGUACGGCCCGGGUCAGCGCCCGCCCGCCCGCGCUCCUCCCGGCCGCUCCUCCCGCCCCGCCCGGCCCGGCGCCGACUCUGCGGCCGCCCGACGAGCCCCUCGCGGCACUGCCCCGGCCCCGGCCCCGGCCCCGGCCCCCUCCCGCCGCACCGCCCCCGGCCCGGCCCUCCGCCCUCCGCACUCCCGCCUCCCUCCCUCCGCCCGCUCCCGCGCCCUCCUCCCUCCCUCCUCCCCAGCUGUCCCGUUCGCGUCAUGCCGAGCCUCCCGGCCCCGCCGGCCCCGCUGCUGCUCCUCGGGCUGCUGCUGCUCGGCUCCCGGCCGGCCCGCGGCGCCGGCCCAGAGCCCCCCGUGCUGCCCAUCCGUUCUGAGAAGGAGCCGCUGCCCGUUCGGGGAGCGGCAGGCUGCACCUUCGGCGGGAAGGUCUAUGCCUUGGACGAGACGUGGCACCCGGACCUAGGGGAGCCAUUCGGGGUGAUGCGCUGCGUGCUGUGCGCCUGCGAGGCGCCUCAGUGGGGUCGCCGUACCAGGGGCCCUGGCAGGGUCAGCUGCAAGAACAUCAAACCAGAGUGCCCAACCCCGGCCUGUGGGCAGCCGCGCCAGCUGCCGGGACACUGCUGCCAGACCUGCCCCCAGGAGCGCAGCAGUUCGGAGCGGCAGCCGAGCGGCCUGUCCUUCGAGUAUCCGCGGGACCCGGAGCAUCGCAGUUAUAGCGACCGCGGGGAGCCAGGCGCUGAGGAGCGGGCCCGUGGUGACGGCCACACGGACUUCGUGGCGCUGCUGACAGGGCCGAGGUCGCAGGCGGUGGCACGAGCCCGAGUCUCGCUGCUGCGCUCUAGCCUCCGCUUCUCUAUCUCCUACAGGCGGCUGGACCGCCCUACCAGGAUCCGCUUCUCAGACUCCAAUGGCAGUGUCCUGUUUGAGCACCCUGCAGCCCCCACCCAAGAUGGCCUGGUCUGUGGGGUGUGGCGGGCAGUGCCUCGGUUGUCUCUGCGGCUCCUUAGGGCAGAACAGCUGCAUGUGGCACUUGUGACACUCACUCACCCUUCAGGGGAGGUCUGGGGGCCUCUCAUCCGGCACCGGGCCCUGGCUGCAGAGACCUUCAGUGCCAUCCUGACUCUAGAAGGCCCCCCACAGCAGGGCGUAGGGGGCAUCACCCUGCUCACUCUCAGUGACACAGAGGACUCCUUGCAUUUUUUGCUGCUCUUCCGAGGGCUGCUGGAACCCAGGAGUGGGGGUAAGUGGGAUGGGGGCAAAACACGUGAGAAGGUUAGGGAGAGCACCUGUCUCAGAAAGGCCCACAUGUGCGGCCUUGCAGGACUAACCCAGGUUCCCUUGAGGCUCCAGAUUCUACACCAGGGGCAGCUACUGCGAGAACUUCAGGCCAAUGUCUCAGCCCAGGAACCAGGCUUUGCUGAGGUGCUGCCCAACCUGACAGUCCAGGAGAUGGACUGGCUGGUGCUGGGGGAGCUGCAGAUGGCCCUGGAGUGGGCAGGCAGGCCAGGGCUGCGCAUCAGUGGACACAUUGCUGCCAGGAAGAGCUGCGACGUCCUGCAAAGUGUCCUUUGUGGGGCUGAUGCCCUGAUCCCAGUCCAGACGGGUGCUGCCGGCUCAGCCAGCCUCACGCUGCUAGGAAAUGGCUCCCUGAUCUAUCAGGUGCAAGUGGUAGGGACAAGCAGUGAGGUGGUGGCCAUGACACUGGAGACCAAGCCUCAGCGGAGGGAUCAGCGCACUGUCCUGUGCCACAUGGCUGGACUCCAGCCAGGAGGACACACGGCCGUGGGUAUCUGCCCUGGGCUGGGUGCCCGAGGGGCUCAUAUGCUGCUGCAGAAUGAGCUCUUCCUGAACGUGGGCACCAAGGACUUCCCAGACGGAGAGCUUCGGGGGCACGUGGCUGCCCUGCCCUACUGUGGGCAUAGCGCCCGCCAUGACACGCUGCCCGUGCCCCUAGCAGGAGCCCUGGUGCUACCCCCUGUGAAGAGCCAAGCAGCAGGGCACGCCUGGCUUUCCUUGGAUACCCACUGUCACCUGCACUAUGAAGUGCUGCUGGCUGGGCUUGGUGGCUCAGAACAAGGCACUGUCACUGCCCACCUCCUUGGGCCUCCUGGAACGCCAGGGCCUCGGCGGCUGCUGAAGGGAUUCUAUGGCUCAGAGGCCCAGGGUGUGGUGAAGGACCUGGAGCCGGAACUGCUGCGGCACCUGGCAAAAGGCAUGGCCUCCCUGAUGAUCACCACCAAGGGUAGCCCCAGAGGGGAGCUCCGAGGGCAGGUGCACAUAGCCAACCAAUGUGAGGUUGGCGGACUGCGCCUGGAGGCGGCCGGGGCCGAGGGGGUGCGGGCGCUGGGGGCUCCGGAUACAGCCUCUGCUGCGCCGCCUGUGGUGCCUGGUCUCCCGGCCCUAGCGCCCGCCAAACCUGGUGGUCCUGGGCGGCCCCGAGACCCCAACACAUGCUUCUUCGAGGGGCAGCAGCGCCCCCACGGGGCUCGCUGGGCGCCCAACUACGACCCGCUCUGCUCACUCUGCACCUGCCAGAGACGAACGGUGAUCUGUGACCCGGUGGUGUGCCCACCGCCCAGCUGCCCACACCCGGUGCAGGCUCCCGACCAGUGCUGCCCUGUUUGCCCUGAGAAACAAGAUGUCAGAGACUUGCCAGGGCUGCCAAGGAGCCGGGACCCAGGAGAGGGCUGCUAUUUUGAUGGUGACCGGAGCUGGCGGGCAGCGGGUACGCGGUGGCACCCCGUUGUGCCCCCCUUUGGCUUAAUUAAGUGUGCUGUCUGCACCUGCAAGGGGGGCACUGGAGAGGUGCACUGUGAGAAGGUGCAGUGUCCCCGGCUGGCCUGUGCCCAGCCUGUGCGUGUCAACCCCACCGACUGCUGCAAACAGUGUCCAGUGGGGUCGGGGGCCCACCCCCAGCUGGGGGACCCCAUGCAGGCUGAUGGGCCCCGGGGCUGCCGUUUUGCUGGGCAGUGGUUCCCAGAGAGUCAGAGCUGGCACCCCUCAGUGCCCCCUUUUGGAGAGAUGAGCUGUAUCACCUGCAGAUGUGGGGCAGGGGUGCCUCACUGUGAGCGGGAUGACUGUUCACUGCCACUGUCCUGUGGCUCGGGGAAGGAGAGUCGAUGCUGUUCCCGCUGCACGGCCCACCGGCGGCCAGCCCCAGAGACCAGAACUGAUCCAGAGCUGGAGAAAGAAGCCGAAGGCUCUUAGGGAGCAGCCAGAGGGCCAAGUGACCAAGAGGAUGGGGCCUGAGCUGGGGAAGGGGUGGCAUCGAGGACCUUCUUGCAUUCUCCUGUGGGAAGCCCAGUGCCUUUGCUCCUCUGUCCUGCCUCUACUCCCACCCCCACUACCUCUGGGAACCACAGCUCCACAAGGGGGAGAGGCAGCUGGGCCAGACCGAGGUCACAGCCACUCCAAGUCCUGCCCUGCCACCCUCGGCCUCUGUCCUGGAAGCCCCACCCCUUUCCUCCUGUACAUAAUGUCACUGGCUUGUUGGGAUUUUUAAUUUAUCUUCACUCAGCACCAAGGGCCCCCGACACUCCACUCCUGCUGCCCCUGAGCUGAGCAGAGUCAUUAUUGGAGAGUUUUGUAUUUAUUAAAACAUUUCUUUUUCAGUCUUUGGGCAUGAGGUUGGCUCUUUGUGGCCAGGAACCUGAGUGGGGCCUGGUGGAGAAGGGGCAGAGAGUAGGAGGUGAGAGAGAGGAGCUCUGACACUUGGGGAGCUGAAAGAGACCUGGAGAGGCAGAGGAUAGCGUGGCAGUUGGCUGGCAUGCCUGGGUUCCGCAGAGGGGCUGGGGAUGGUUCUUGAGAUGGUCUAGAGACUCAAGAAUUUAGGGAAGUAGAAGCAGGAUUUUGACUCAAGUUUAGUUUCCCACAUCGCUGGCCUGUUUGCUGACUUCAUGUUUGAAGUUGCUCCAGAGAGAGAAUCAAAGGUGUCACCAGCCCCUCUCUCCCUCCUUCCCUUCCCUUCCCUUUCUUUCCCUCCCCUCCCCUCCCCUCCCCUCCCCUCCCCUCCCCUCCCCUUCCCUUCACUCUCCCUUCCCUCUCCCUUCCCUUCCCUUCUCCUUCGUUCACAGCAAUGGGGUCUUGCUAUGUUGCCCAGGCUGGUCUUGAACUCCUGGCCUCAAGUGAUCCUCCUGCCUUGGCCUUCCAAAGUGUUGGGAUUACAGGCAUGAGCCACCACACCCAGCCCAGCCUCUACCUUCUUUGUCUAAAGUGAGGCAAACACUUUUCUGUUUUUUUCCUGGAAACUCGUGUUCUGGACCAGUUCUGGGGCAAACUGGGGUCAGAGUGGAUUGGAAUCAGCUCUGAUCCAGCUUUUGGCUGUGCUUACCUUGAGACCAAAUCAUGUAGAGAAUAAGACAAGACCCUCCUGCCCUGUUACCCUCUUCUCUCUCCCCUCCCUCAUUCCUACCAUCAAGACCCAGGCAUUUUGACAAGCUCUAGGAAAUGAGGGUAUCAGAACAGAAAUCUAACAAAUGUAUGUAGCUGCAGAUCCAUCUUUCAUAUAAACAAUGUGGAGUCAAA
Messenger RNA from Homo sapiens (human), 4531 nucleotides. RefSeq names its product chordin (gene CHRD). Lineage: Eukaryota; Metazoa; Chordata; Mammalia; Primates; Hominidae. Gene Ontology annotation, molecular function: heparan sulfate proteoglycan binding; BMP binding; heparin binding. Bases 266 to 3214 code for a protein of 982 amino acids. The record is from RefSeq and is a predicted model, not a curated record. The transcript is spliced from 22 exons. Gene Ontology annotation, cellular component: cell surface; extracellular region; presynapse. Gene Ontology annotation, biological process: neural crest formation; long-term synaptic potentiation; protein import.